GGGACGCGCCGCCGGGGGAAGCGCGCGGCCGCGAGCCCGGGCGCCAUUUUGGUUUCUGUCUCUGGGCCGCGGCGCCGAGAACCUACGCGGUGGCUGCAGCUCCCUGCAGCCGUUCUUCUCCCGGCGACGAAGGGACCCAGGAGAAGGACACGGACGGCGCGAGACUGAGGAGGGCGGCUUCUCUCCGGGCAGCCAGAGCCGCAAAGGUGGAGCCGCGUUGGCGUCCCCCAGGCGACCAGCGCUUCGGAUGCGGGCGGAGCGCGGGGGGCCGCGGCGGCGGGAGCGCGAGGCGCGGGGCCCGCGGGGCCUCAUGUGAGAGCCGCGGGACCAGCCGCCCCCGGAGUCCGGGGUGGAGCGUGGGGGAAGCCGCCCUCGGCAGCAGGAUGAAACGAGGAGGAGGAAGAGAUAGUGGCCAUGAUUCAUCAGAAGAAAGUAUUGCCGAGAAAUCCAAGAGACUGCGGACUGCAAGUGAGCAUUCUCAGACUUGUGAUUGGGGUAAUCUCCUUCAGGACAUUGUUCUCCAAGUAUUUAAGUAUUUGCCUCUUCUUGACCGGGCUCAUGCUUCACAAGUUUGCCGCAACUGGAACCAGGUAUUUCACAUGCCUGACUUGUGGAGAUGUUUUGAAUUUGAACUGAAUCAGCCAGCUACGUCUUAUUUGAAAGCUACACAUCCAGAGCUGAUCAAACAGAUUAUUAAAAGACAUUCAAAUCAUCUACAAUACGUCAGCUUCAAGGUGGACAGCAGCAAAGAAUCAGCUGAAGCAGCUUGUGAUAUAUUAUCACAACUUGUGAACUGCUCUUUAAAAACACUUGGACUUAUUUCAACUGCUCGGCCAAGCUUUAUGGAUUUACCAAAGUCUCACUUUAUCUCUGCACUGACGGUUGUGUUUGUAAACUCCAAAUCCUUGUCCUCGCUGAAGAUAGACGACACGCCAGUAGACGACCCGUCGCUCAAAGUCCUCGUGGCCAACAACAGUGAUACGCUCAGGCUGCUCAAAAUGAGCAGCUGCCCUCAUGUCUCUCCAGCAGGUAUCCUGUGUGUGGCUGAUCAGUGUCAUGGCUUACGUGAACUGGCCCUGAAUUACCACUUGUUAAGUGAUGAAUUACUGCUUGCUUUAUCUUCUGAAAAACAUGUUCGAUUAGAACAUUUGCGCAUUGAUGUAGUCAGUGAGAAUCCGGGACAGACUCACUUCCAUACCAUUCAGAAGAGCAGCUGGGAUGCUUUCAUCAGACAUUCACCCAAAGUGAACUUGGUGAUGUAUUUUUUUUUAUAUGAAGAGGAAUUUGAUCCAUUCUUUCGGUAUGAAAUACCUGCCACCCAUCUUUACUUUGGGAGAUCAGUAAGCAAAGAUGUGCUUGGCCGUGUGGGAAUGACAUGUCCUAGACUAGUUGAACUGGUAGUGUGUGCUAAUGGAUUACGGCCGCUUGAUGAAGAGUUAAUUCGCAUUGCAGAACGUUGUAAAAAUUUGUCAGCUAUUGGACUAGGGGAAUGUGAAGUCUCAUGUAGUGCCUUUGUUGAGUUUGUGAAGAUGUGUGGUGGCCGCCUGUCACAAUUAUCCAUUAUGGAAGAAGUAUUAAUUCCUGACCAAAAGUAUAGUUUGGAGCAGAUUCACUGGGAAGUGUCUAAGCAUCUUGGCAGAGUGUGGUUUCCAGACAUGAUGCCCACUUGGUAAGGGCCAGAUGACCUAGGGCAUGAAGAACAGCACCUUAAUUUUAACAUACUGUAUUAUAAUAAAAGUUUAUUUCCGGUAGGUCUGAUACAGUUCUUCUAUUUUGUGGCACAGAAAUUUGAUACCUUCGUUGAGUAUAUAAGGGUUGUAUUUUGGAAGACUCAUGGCCCAGUUUUGGUCAGAAAACUUAAUCUAUUUCUCUAAUAUCAAUCAGAUCUCAGAUAAUUAAAAAGUGAUUCAGAUCUGAAAUAACCAGUAAUAAAGAUUAAAUAUUUUAUAGUCUGAAGGAAACAAAUCCUAUACAUUGUAAUAUCUAAUAAGUAAGUACUAAUAAGUUUUCCAAAAUAUUCUCUAUGCAUUUUUUUAAAAAAUGUAAACUUGACAUUUUAGGGUCUUCAGUUAUACAUACACCUGUUAUAAGGUGUUUAAUAUAGCUCAGGAAAGAGCGUUUUGUGAGAAAACUUUAGGAUAUAUUGAAUCUCAUGAAGAAGAUUGGUUGGAUGUUCUAAAAUGUUGCAGAGCUAUUUAAAGAGGUAUAUGUAGUUAAUUGGAACACUUAAACUGAUGUCACACAGGGAUUAUUACAGAAAGAUAAUACAUAGAGCCAAGAUCAAAUUAAAGGAAAAUAAGUGGACUAGAAGGGAGGCAAUGUUUAGCUUUGUGUAAAGUUUUAGGAUUGCUCUAUAAUCUGCUAAACUAUUAUCAGUUCUUUUCUGUGAUACAUUACCAUGUAUGUGGCACUUGGGGCAUCAUAUGUAGAGUAAGGAAUGCUUUACCAGUUCUUCUUGGGUUUAUCUUUGUUUAAACUAGUUUUGAAGCAUUAUAUAAUAAUUGAAAUGAGAAGCUUAUGUAUUUCAAAAAACCAAAUUGAAAUAAAGGUAGAACUUAAAAAUGUUUAUAAAUUGUUUCCAUGAAAGAAUAUUAGUCUCCAGUGAAUUUUAGUGAUGGCUCAUUUUUACAUUUUCAAAUUACAUAGUUAUGUAAGUAGAAUUUUCAAAAAAUUACAAAAGGAUCACCAAUGUACAGUUCAGCAUAAACAGUAAAUUUAAAAGAGCAUAUAUUUAAGUUCAUAAUCACAUUUUUGAGUAACUAUUGCUCAGUGGACUGGAAAAUUUUAAUAGAAAAAUGUGUUUUGUGGUUGUUAAUUUGGUUACACUGGUAUUUUACAUUAUUUAAGUUAGGUAGCAUUUUUACUACUUUCAUAUGAAUAAGGUAAUGUAUACAUUGUAGAAACUGUAAAAAUACUAGGUUUGGGGCUCUCUUUGGUUUUUAGGUAUUAUAUAAACCUUGAUUCUGGGCACUAGCGCUGGUAGAAGUUCCCUCCUAGGGGAGAUCAGAAGUGAUCUACCCCAGUGCAUACAUUAGUGCUUGAAACGUAGGAAGCACCUUGGUAGAUAUGGAAGCCAAGUCUUAUGAAUCUAUUUUUCAAAUAGAUCACCUUCCUAAGAAUAAAAGUGAUUUUCUAAAUAAUUUGUGCUUUCAAAAGUGAUGGUAUUCUGACCACAUAUAAAUGGAAGAAAAAAGGCUGAUCUAGAUAUGGAAAUUAAAAGCAAUUAUUAUAUAUUCCUCCCUCUUACUAAACUUAAGUAAAAAAGCUUGGAUUGUACAAGAAAUACCUGUUAGUGGAUAAGGCUUUUUUCUUUGAAAAACUUUGGGAAAUGGAUUUGACAGUAUGUAAUCAGUUCUACUAACCAAAGCUUUAUUUGGAAAUGUACUUUUUGUACAAAUUGAAUUAUAUAAUGCUUGAAAUACUUUUGUCACUUUAUAAGCAAAAUGCAUAGCACUUAAUUUGUUUAUACUGUAAAGUAUAUGUUAAAUGCUUUUAUCAAUUUGAGAAUAAAGAUAGUUACUAA
Bubalus bubalis (water buffalo) is the source of this 3523-nucleotide messenger RNA. It is a transcript of the gene FBXL3, whose product is annotated as F-box and leucine rich repeat protein 3. Gene Ontology annotation, cellular component: nucleus; cytosol; SCF ubiquitin ligase complex. The record is from RefSeq and is a predicted model, not a curated record. Bases 384 to 1673 code for a protein of 429 amino acids. The transcript is spliced from 5 exons. NCBI's taxonomy places the organism in Eukaryota, Metazoa, Chordata, Mammalia, Artiodactyla, Bovidae. Gene Ontology annotation, biological process: entrainment of circadian clock by photoperiod; regulation of cell cycle; G2/M transition of mitotic cell cycle. Gene Ontology annotation, molecular function: protein binding.